This is a messenger RNA of Chelonus insularis, 2336 nucleotides long. RefSeq names its product Nucleolar complex protein 2 (gene Noc2). The record is from RefSeq and is a predicted model, not a curated record. Gene Ontology annotation, cellular component: nucleoplasm; Noc1p-Noc2p complex; nucleolus. Gene Ontology annotation, biological process: negative regulation of transcription by RNA polymerase II; ribosomal large subunit biogenesis. The transcript has 9 exons. NCBI's taxonomy places the organism in Eukaryota, Metazoa, Arthropoda, Insecta, Hymenoptera, Braconidae. Gene Ontology annotation, molecular function: histone binding; transcription corepressor activity. Bases 143 to 2290 code for a protein of 715 amino acids.
GGCUUUGAUGCGGAGUAGCAUUUGAUUUUGUCGUGUUAUUCAACAAUAACCUACCACGUGUGUUGAAAUUUUUAUAGGUUAAGUUAUUCAUUAAUAGUGAAUAUUAUAAACUUUGAAUAAAAUUCAUUAGAAGAAGUUUAAGAUGAAGGGAAUAGUAAAAAAUAAAGUUGUUAAAAAGAAAGGUGUUUCGAAAAUAAAGAAAAAAUUACCAGCAAAGAAGAAAAAUUUGGCUGAUACUUCUAUAGAUGAGUUUUUCAAUCAAGAUUUUGAACUUGAAGAAAAUAAUGAAAGUAAAACAAAGAAAAGGAGUAAAAAAGAUGAAUCGGAAAGUGAAGAAAGUGAUGUUGAUAUUGAAUCUCAUAAGAAAUCUUUGAAGAGUUUGAAAGAUGUAGAUCCGGAGUUUUAUCAAUUUCUACAGAAAAAUGAUAAAAAAUUAUUGGAUUUUAAUUUAUCUGAUGAUGAAAAAGCAUCGGAUGAUGAAGAAGAUCAUGAAGACAAACAUGUUCCUCCAAGUAGUUUAGAGGUUCCUAGUGAUGAAAGUGAUUAUGAACAAACAGAAGUAGUUGAAAAUGAAGCAUCUCAAGGUCCUAUAAAAAUUACAUUUAAAUUAUUGGAUCAUUGGCGAGAUGAAAUCCAAAAAGACAAAUCAAUUAAAACAAUUAAAAAGUUAGUUGAUGCAUUCCAUGCUGCACUUAUUACUGUUUCUGAUCCUGAUGCAUCUACACAGGUUCAGUAUAAGAUAGAAGGAGGUGCAUUAUUUAAUGCUGUCGUUCAACUAUGUAUUCUCAGUCUCCCAGAUGCAUUGAAAAAAUUCUUAAAAAUUAGUUCAGAAGCUGAAUUCGAAGCUCAUAAAUCCAAACGAUUUCCUAAAAUAAGAAGCGUUUUAAAGACCUACUUGAAGGAUUUAUUAGAGCUCUUACAACAUCUAACAUCGCCAGAAAUUUUAAGAGUACUCUUGAAACAUCUACAUGCAUUGAUUCGAUUCACUCGAUCAUUUUCAUCACUAAAUAAACUACUUAUCAGAAUUUUAUUGAAAUUAUGGUCAACUGGAGAAGAAAGUGUACGAGUAAUUGCAUUCUUGAACAUCUAUCAACUAGCUAAAACCAGAGAAGAGUCUCUUUUAGAAACACUUCUUAAAAGUAUGUAUUUAAAGUAUGUUGAAAAUGCAAAAUUCGUUGCACCAAGUACUUUACCUGGAAUUAACUUCAUGAGAUGCUCAUUAGUCGAAAUUUAUUUGCUGGAUAGUAAUUAUGCAUACAAUUAUGUAUUCUUGUAUGUAAGGCAACUGGCUAUCUAUUUAAGAAAUGCAAUGACAUUGAAGAAAAAGGAACACUUCCAAGCCGUUUAUAAUUGGCAAUUUAUUAAUGCACUCCGUUUCUGGUGUGAUUUGAUAAUUUCAUCAAAAAAUAAUCAGAUGAUACAAUCACUUCAAUAUCCAUUAGUACAAAUCAUCACAGGAACUAUUCAAAUGAUCCCAACAUCACAAUUUUAUCCACUACGAUUCCAUUGCACUCAAAUGCUAAUCAAAAUUUCCAAAGAAACGGGAACUUUUAUUCCUGUUUUACCCUAUUUAUUAGAGGUUUUAAAUAACUAUGAUUUUAAUAAAAAACAUACAGCAGUUAGUAUGAAACCAUUAUCGUUCAUUUGUAUAUUAAGAGUAUCUAAAUCUCAGUUAAGAGAAAAUGGAUUUAAAGAUGCAGUGAUUGAAAGUAUUUAUGAAUUAAUGCUUGAAACCGCUGCAAAAGAUAGCCAUUUUUGCCAUUUUCCUGAUAUGUAUGUUCCUUGUAUAAUACAAUUGAAACACUUCUUAAAGAAAUGCAAGGUCACUAAUUUCUGUAAAAAGAUCAAACAACUCCUCAGUAAAAUCCAAGAAAAUGCUCAGUUCAUUGAAACUGAAAGAAAAAAAAUAACUGUUGAUCUGAAAGAUUUAGCAUCAAUUAAAAACUGGGAAAAUACAAUAAAGAAUCAAGGAACGCCAUUGAUAAAAUUCUACAAAUCGUGGUUUGAAAUUCAUCAAUCACAAAAAUUGAAAUUAUUAACACAAAAUGACAGUAUGUCAGAUCUUAAAUUACCAGUUAUUAAAAAAUCAAAUAAAAAACGUAAUAAUAAUGAUAGUGAUAACAGUGAUCUUGACAUGACUGAAGAACAACUUAAAGCAAUGGAUAAAAAGCAGAAAGCACAGAAGAAGAAAAAGCGAAAAGUUGUACAUGAAAACAAAAAUGGUGGUGAUUUUUCAAUAGAUAAUAAUGUGGAUAUUGUUGAAGAUAUGACGCUUAAUGACUGGAAAUGAAUGUAUUUUUGAAUGAAAAUAUACAAUAAUCUAAUUGAAAAACCAA